This is a messenger RNA of Rubroshorea leprosula, 615 nucleotides long. The record is from the annotation of a GenBank genome assembly. Lineage: Eukaryota; Viridiplantae; Streptophyta; Magnoliopsida; Malvales; Dipterocarpaceae.
UACAAAGUACUACUUACCAAUUGCUAAGUUCACCCUUAUAUCAAUUAUUUUUCUUCCCCUCUUCUAAAUCCCCAUUUUGAUUUGUUCUAGAAAUGGAGCUCGAUGUGAAAUUGAGGCACACAAGCAAGGAAUUUCUCCAAGUAGAAUCACCAGUGGUGGAAGGAAUUACAUACCAAGAUCCCAAGGCCAAAAGUAAAGAUGACAUUGUCGUCCAUUCUUCUUCAUUUUCUGCAGCCUUCAAUCCCAAAAAUACCGAUGAAACUGCUGAAAGUAGCAGUGACAACAAGGUCAAACGGGCAGAGGAGUCACUCAGGACAGUGAUGUACUUAAGCUGCUGGGGUCCCAAUUGAUGUUACAAGAAUUUUCAGAUCUGCGGGUGGGUGUUUUCCACAAGUCUUUGUAAGGCAACUAGAAGCACUUUAAUAUGCAUGUUUUCUUCCUCCCUCUUUUCAUGUGUUAUGGAACUUUCAUAAGAUUAUUGUAACUUCCUUUAUUACUAUUUAUCAUUAAUUUCUUUUUCUCUUCCAUGCUGGGAAGAUGAACAUGAUUUGUGAAAAUUUAAUAUGAGGCUAAAACACAAGAUGGAAUAAGAUGGAAUAAGAUGGAAUAGGUAGA